Molecule: messenger RNA, 333 nt
Organism: Schistosoma guineensis
Lineage: Eukaryota; Metazoa; Platyhelminthes; Trematoda; Strigeidida; Schistosomatidae
Source: the annotation of a GenBank genome assembly
AUGAUCUAUAUAAAAUGCUUCACGCUUAUUUCAUUUACAAUAAUUAUCUAUGGAACAUUUGGACAAUAUUAUAAAAUAUGGAGCGAAUAUCCACGGUCAAUUCUACAAAAUGAAGAAAGAUUAACAAAACGUCCUUGGACUUUACGUGACCCACUGAAUUGUUGCUUGGAUAAUGCUAAAUGUUGUAGGCGUAAAAGGUACUUUGGAAGAAAACUGGAUGAAGAUGACGAAGAUAAAUUUGGUUUGACACGGGGAAAACACUUUUGGAAAAAUCGUGUAUAUCAGAUUAGAAAUCGAAUGAAUCCACUACUGAUAAAAAAAAUUUACUCAUGA